Messenger RNA from Oreochromis niloticus (Nile tilapia), 1674 nucleotides. RefSeq lists its product as uncharacterized. Gene Ontology annotation, cellular component: external side of plasma membrane. NCBI's taxonomy places the organism in Eukaryota, Metazoa, Chordata, Actinopteri, Cichliformes, Cichlidae. The coding region runs from base 310 to 846 and encodes 178 amino acids. The record is from RefSeq and is a predicted model, not a curated record. Gene Ontology annotation, biological process: cellular response to lipopolysaccharide; immune response; cell surface receptor signaling pathway. The transcript has 4 exons.
GGACUAGUGACUUUUCUCCUCCCCUCAACAGGCGGAGUUAGAGGGUGGGGAGUUAGAAGUCAUAUUGAAGGGGAAAGUGUGUCAUGUAACCAGAGAGAGAAAGGGAGACCAAACAUGGACUUAGGGACAGAGGGAGAGGACAGAGGACAGAGCGAGGGGGAAAAGUUUUAUUCAGGGGGCUCGGGCUCAACUUUCCUAUUAGGACAAAAAUUAGUGAAAGUUGAUCUUAAAUUCUUAUUUUGUUAUUUAAUGAGGAGCACAAACCUUUAUUUCAAGCCUCUGUGAGAAGACAUACAACUGAAGGAGAAGAUGAUCUGCAGGAUCCUCCUCAGCCUCGGCUCCUGUGUCUUUGGAUCAUUUGUAGUGAAUGUGACUCAGACCUCCUAUCAGGCAGAGGAGAACCACAACAUCACACUGGAGUGGACGUUCACAGUAGAAACAGGCAGAUCGCCCACAUAUUUAAACAUCUACUGUGACCUGGUAACUGAUGAUAAAUCCUCACUCCUGUAUCGUGUCCAUAAUGGUGCUGAAGUCUCAGAGUCUCAGGAUGAAAAGUUUUCAGGACGAGUUCAGAGUGACAAAGACGCCCUCAGAGAAGGACGGAUCAGACUCCAGCUGUGCAGACUCGGGACUGAGGACUCGGGUCAAUACAGAUGUGAAGUAAACACAGAUUAUGGCUCCAGAUCUGCGAGCUGUAGACUCAAUGUCACUGCAGCUACUGAUCAGAGAUCAACUUCACCACCACAAGAAGAGAGAAAGGACUGGAAGAUUAUUAUAAUUGUCCUGACAGCAGGAGCAUUAUUAUUAGCUCUCUUAUGUUGUGCCUUUUACCUUGGGUCAUGCUGAGAAAGAAACAAAAGAGACCAAACUUCUAUGCAUUUGUAAAACUCCAGAAACUCUCAGGGACAGAGUCUGAAAACCAGCAUACUUCCUGCCUUUGACAUCUGCUUUAAGUUCAUGAAGUUUCUUGUUGAUAUGAACUGUGUAAAUGGCUCUUAUAGAGCCCCUUUCUACUCUGCUUGAGCACUCAAAGUACCUUAUACAGCAGGCCUCAUUCCCCCAUUCACAUUCAUGAAAACACUUUGUUCUGUCUCUAAGUGUUUUCUAGUUAACAUUCACACACUGAUGAACGCAUAAGGAGCAACUCAGGGUUCAGUAUGUUGCCCAAAGAUGAAGCCUGGGGCAGCCAGGAAUCGAAUCAUCAACCUUCCAAUUAGUAAACGAGCUGCUCUGUCUCCAAUAGUUGUCUUAAACGAUGUUCCUAAUAAUCUGGAAUUGAGAUUACUGCAGUAAUCCUUCAUGUCAGUGUCAAUGAUGCUUCUGGUGUGGUCACUGCUUCUGUGGACUUCUCUCCUCCUGCUGCUUUAUUCAAAGUUAUAUCCACCAGCUUCAUCUGACUGAUGACUGCACCGCCCUGAACACCAAAGAUUCAAUGUUGAGUGUUGAGUGGGAACUUCGUGUGGAACUAUUAACAAGUUGUUGAGUCAGUGAUGUCUGUUUAUCCCAUCCAUGCUUUCCUUUUUUCCCACUUAUCCAAUUCAGGAAUGCAGGAGACUGGAACACUCACACUCACAGCUUUGGGCAAUUUAGAAUCACCAGUUAACCUCACUGCAUGUGUUUGGACUGUGGGAUGUAGUUGGAGUACUGACGGAGAACCCACGCAGACAUGGAGAA